UUUUCUACACACCGCGGAGCGGUCUGCUCUUUCUGGGAUGACGAGAUGAAUUUUUUAUGGGCGAUCAGCUUAACAUAAGUACCGCGAGGAGGCAUUAAUGGCAGAUUAAAAAGCUUUUCCAUUACAAUGACGUUUAAAGCCUCAUUUAGCCGGCCUACCUCCCUCCGGUCCGCGCAGUUCGACCACCCUUCCUCAUCCCCUCGUAUCGAUUGCAGCACGGAGCCUGUAGCUGUUCUCCCUUAAAAUACACGCACAUCGACAUGCACGGACAUCUGCCCGAUCCUCACUACCUACCCUACAGCGGUAACCCCGUCCUGGCUAUGGCCUACUGCUAUCUAAUCCAAGGCAAGUGCCUCACCGUGCGAAACGACCUGCCGUUCGAGAUGCAAUACGUUUGCGAGGUGGACUGCAAGCCUGUGUGCCUGCAACCAUGCCAGCCCUGUCCACCGUGCCGUGUCCCGUGCGAAAUGAAGAUAUGCACUCCUCCUAGCUGCUCUUGUUGUCCACCCUGUUCUCAACCCUGUGAUCCAUGUUGCGCUCCUGUUUGUCCACCAGCUCAACCAUGCGCUGUUAAUUGUCCACCCUGCGGGGGAGAAACUGUGACCAUUGUUGAACCAGUGUGCAGACCGAAUGUUCAGAAAGGAGUGUGCAGUUGA
This is a messenger RNA of Eufriesea mexicana, 656 nucleotides long. Its product is annotated as keratin-associated protein 16-1. The transcript has a single exon. Lineage: Eukaryota; Metazoa; Arthropoda; Insecta; Hymenoptera; Apidae. The coding region runs from base 261 to 656 and encodes 131 amino acids. The record is from RefSeq and is a predicted model, not a curated record.